Molecule: messenger RNA, 1120 nt
Organism: Annulohypoxylon maeteangense
Lineage: Eukaryota; Fungi; Ascomycota; Sordariomycetes; Xylariales; Hypoxylaceae
Product: 3-oxoacyl-reductase
Exons: 2
Coding region: 112-870 (252 amino acids)
Source: RefSeq, a predicted model, not a curated record
UUUACGACCAAAACCAUUCUUCUAAAAUGCUCUGACGUCAGUCACUAGUCUCCACCGGGUACGGUUUAUGCACUAGAGCACCAGCGAGAAACAAGUCAGAAGCCUACAACAAUGUCUCCUAAACCCCGCCUAGAUGGAAAGGUCGCUAUCGUGACAGGAGGCGCGUCGGGUUUCGGUCGCGGCAUCGUAGCCAAAUUCGCGGAAGAAGGUGCAAAAGUCAUCAUUGCCGAUCUCUCGGAAGAAGCUGGACAAGCAGCGGCUCAAGAGUUAUCGUGCAAAUUCGCGAAAGCGGAUGUGACUAAACGAGAAGAUUGGGAACAUCUUCUUAAGGAAGCUUUGGAUACUUACGGUCAGCUUGAUAUCGUGGUGAACAAUGCCGGCGCCACGUACGUCAAUAAGCCUACCGAAGAUGUGACCGAGAAGGAUUUCGACCUCGUCAUGAAUGUCAAUGUCAAGUCGAUCUACAUCUCAACCAACGUUCUUCUACCUUAUUUCUUAGAGAAGAAAAGGCCUGGUAGUUUUAUUCAAGUGGCUUCUACCGCAGGUGUUCGACCACGUCCGAGACUUACUUGGUAUAAUGCCUCCAAAGCUGCUGUUAUCAAUGCCACAAAGACAAUGGCUGUCGAAUAUGGACCCCAAAAGAUUCGGUUCAACGCAGUCUCUCCAGUAGUGGGAAGCACGGGAAUGACGCAUCUUUUUAUCGGAAAACCAGACACAGCCGAGAAUCGCAAGGCUUUCGAAUCUGUAAUACCUCUAGGGCGAGGCUCUACGCCAGAGGAUGUCGCCAACGCUUGCUGUUACUUGGCUAGUGAGGAGGCCGUCUUCAUCACGGGAAUCAAUAUCGAAGUUGAUGGGGGGAGGUGUGUCUAGGGAAUUUCUCUUAUGAAGUUAACGAUCUCGAUACCAACUAGGUUAUCAAUGAUGGUUUGCGCGAAUAUAAACGAUCUUUCGGUCCGAAGAUAUGACGAGAUUAAUUCCGUGAUGACGUUCUCAGCUAAGUUUCUUGUCGGUGGUGAUGACUUGGUGUCUAGUUCAUAUAUUCUCACGAGAUAACGAAAAUAGAAUCAUCUCUUGGUAUCAUGAAAAGUCUUUGGCAUUAGUCCAUUCUUCCCAUUCUGUC